This is a messenger RNA of Calypte anna (Anna's hummingbird), 1195 nucleotides long. RefSeq names its product DNA polymerase beta (gene POLB). The transcript has 15 exons. NCBI's taxonomy places the organism in Eukaryota, Metazoa, Chordata, Aves, Apodiformes, Trochilidae. The record is from RefSeq and is a predicted model, not a curated record. The coding region runs from base 64 to 1071 and encodes 335 amino acids. Gene Ontology annotation, molecular function: DNA-directed DNA polymerase activity; DNA binding. Gene Ontology annotation, biological process: double-strand break repair via nonhomologous end joining. Gene Ontology annotation, cellular component: nucleus.
GCCGGAAGCACCUCCUCGCGCACGGCGUCCCCCGGUUCGGCGGCGGCCGGUCCGGUACCGGCCAUGAGCAAGCGGAAAGCGCCCCAGGAGAGCCCCAACCAGGGCAUCACCGACUUCCUCACCGAGCUGGCCAACUACGAACGCAACGUUAACCGGGCCAUCCACAAGUACAACGCCUACAGGAAAGCGGCCUCGGUCAUCGCUCGCUACCCGAGCAAGAUCCAGAGCGGGGCUGAAGCCAAGAAGCUGGAUGGAGUAGGUGCUAAAAUAGCUGAGAAGAUAGAUGAGUUUUUGUCUACUGGAAAACUACGCAAAUUGGAAAAGAUUCGACAAGAUGAUACAAGUGCAUCUAUCAAUUUCCUCACACGAGUUACUGGCAUUGGUCCUGCUGCUGCUCGGAAAUUUGUCGAGGAAGGAAUUAAGACCUUGGAAGAUCUAAGAAAAAAUGAGCACAAGCUGACCCAUCACCAACGGAUUGGGCUGAAAUACUUUGAAGAUUUUGAGAAAAGAAUCCCAAGGGAAGAAAUGCUGCAAAUGCAGGAAAUUGUGCUGAAAGAGAUAAAGAAGCUGGACCCAAACUAUAUUGCUACAGUCUGUGGCAGUUUUAGACGAGGUGCAGAGUCAAGUGGUGAUAUGGAUGUUCUCCUAACCCACCCAAGUUUCACAUCUGAAUCACCCAAGCAGCCAAAACUUCUGCGUCAAGUUGUUGAACAACUGGAAAAAGUCCACUUUGUCACAGAUAUGCUGUCCAAAGGUGACACCAAAUUCAUGGGUGUGUGUCAGCUACCAAACAAAGAAGAUGGGACAGCCUAUCCACACAGGAGGAUCGAUAUCCGGCUUAUCCCCAAAGAUCAGUAUUACUGUGGUGUACUCUAUUUCACAGGAAGUGAUAUAUUCAAUAAGAACAUGAGAGCUCAUGCCCUGGAAAUGGGCUUCACAAUCAAUGAGUAUACAAUCCGUCCCUUGGGUGUCACUGGAGUUGCUGGCGAGCCACUGCCAGUGGAAUGUGAAGAAGAUAUCUUUGAUUAUAUCCAGUGGAAAUACCGAGAGCCAAAGGAUCGGAGCGAGUAACUGCUUGUCUAGGUACACUGCUCAGAAGACUACUUCUUCUUGGGACUUGAAGCACAGUUUGCUGGCCUUGCAUUCUCUCUUGGUAAUUCUCAAUAAAUUCUUCUAGAUGGAAGAAAAAUAGCUU